AUGUACAAAGAAGAAAAUUAGAAAAUGUAACAAAGCGAAGGUGAUGAGAUAUUUAUUCACAUUUAAAAUAAUGCUGACUAAUAUAAAAUUUAAUAAACAGAUGAUAGAAGUUAGAACUAAAUAAUGAUACCUAAUCAAGCAAUCGAGCCUAAACAAAAUAAGUUAGCACCAUUCACUUUGGAAUAAAUUAAAUUAGUUUCAUCAACUCAAGAAAGUGGAGACGGUCAUAUUAAAUCUGUUAGAGUUUAAUGUCCAUAAUGUAAGAAAAAGGUAAAUUAAACCAGUAAUUUAGGUUGAUACUAUUGUUGUGCGCAAACCUGGAGCAUAAACUUAUGUAGCUUCUUGUUUACUUUUGUUAUGUUCAUUUGGUUUAGUUUGUGUUUCUUGUCUUCCUUGCAUUAUUGAUGACUGUAAGGAUGUAUAACACUCAUGCCCAGAUUGUAAUAUUUCACUUGGAAAAACUAAAUUUAAAAUUUUGGAUUGA
Messenger RNA from Paramecium pentaurelia, 484 nucleotides. Lineage: Eukaryota; Ciliophora; Oligohymenophorea; Peniculida; Parameciidae. The record is from the annotation of a GenBank genome assembly.